CCUUUACAGUUCUGACGGAGUACAUUCCUUGAACAUCUCAAAGCUUUCUACUUUAAUAACAAUGAAUCAAGCGUACAUAAUAAUUACGACUGUAAUUCUGAUGUUAGUCAUCACUAAAUCACAGGCAGUGAAUGACACCAUAUCAGACGUAUCACCGAAUUGCCUCAAGUGCAUCUGCAGGGUAGAAUCCAAUUGCAGAAUUCCAAGACCCUUGUGUCACGUGUAUCGCGGCUAUGAUACUUGCGGCCCAUACAAUAUCAAUAAAAAAUAUUGGACUGAGGCAAGAUCUAGGGGAAGACAACUGGGCACUGACUGGAUAACUUGCACAAUUGAAAUGGGUUGCAGUGAGAGGGCGGUGCAGGGUUACAUGGCUCGCUAUGCCAUUGCAAGUCGCCUUGGACAUGAACCAACCUGUGAAGACCAGGCUCGUAUCCAUAAUGGUGGACCAUAUGGGUUUAGGAUGUCCAGCACACUCAGCUACUGGCAUAAAGUUGAGAUGUGCUUAAAAUAUAGAAACUAGUAGCUUUAACUGCAACGGCAAUCGAAAGCCACAUAGUUCAAAGUUCAAUUAUAUAAAAUCAGAGUGAAAAACAAGUAGACCAAUAGCUAAUCUUCGCUAAUGUCCUUCAGUUGUGAAUCUCUAAUAAAAUUUGUUUAGAAGUUUUGUUUCUUUUAUUUUUAGGUGGCAAUGCAUUUUUAUUAAAAGAAAAAAAAAAAUCACAGUACAGUAUCUGAUAUUUGCAAAGGUAUAGAGGGCGCUAUAAUUGAAUACUUCCCUGUAUUAUUGGCGUUUCAAAUCAUGGAGGUAAAUAUUUUUGAGAAAAACAUUGCAGACUGUCCAAUUACCAUUCGAAUGCUCUACAGAGUUAUGAUUAAAAUAUUUAAGAGUUUAAUAAACACUAAUUUCCUUGUGAUUUCUAAACAGAAUUAUCAUUUAAAGUUUUUAUUGCUUUAUAUCUAUUUUCAAAUCAAUUUCCUUCACCCAAUGCAUGCACAAUUUUGUCAUUUAAGUGAAACUGAAACAAAUUUCAAAGUAUCUGCUGCUCAAAUAUCUACUGUGUUGCAGUGUGUUAUCUUUGUUUACACUAUAAAGUUUUUUUUAUACAACAAAGUUUUGUGAUUUGCCCAAAAAAGGCAUGAUGAUGUUGCAUCAAAUCCUUAUACAAUCAGAAGUACUGUAUAAACAACAUACUGAGGACAAAACUUUAGGCUAAUAAACUUGAAAAAUUAUAUUACACAAACAAUAUUGUGCGUAUAUAAUAGGUUUUUGUACUAAAAAUGUCAUUGGAUGGUAAAUAAUUAAAGGACUUUUGUAGUAACAGUCUAUAAAUCAGGAAAAAUGGUAUUGAUAUUCAUUUCUAGGAUUGUGAACAAGGGUGGGUGUUGGUGGGGAGCUGAUGGAGGACUAAAGGUUAAGUGAAGAGGUUCGAUUAAGUGAGAGGUGCUUACUUGUGGGUAUUUUUUUCAGUUUAAGUGAGUACCGGGGAAGCAGCUGGGUGGCGAAGGCUUUUUCCUCAAUCGCUCGUGGACACGCCACUUUUUUAACCUUUGAGAUGUUUCCCCCAAAAUUUUAACACACACAGAUCUUAAACAAAAUUUUAAAGAAUAAAGUUAAAUAGAAAAAUAGGAAUGUCAUGGUUUUAAAGAAUUUUAUCAAUUCCAAUUUGUUUUAGCAACAUAUUAAAUCAAUGGCUACAAGCAUAUCUACAACUCUUUAUUAACAAAAUGUUUUUUUUCUUUGUUCAUCUCACAGAUACAUUAUUUGGAAUGAAAUAUCAGUUUAAAAAAAUCCCAAAACUAAAGCUUUAAAAUGUUUUUUAAAAUCACAAUAUCCUUAUUAAAAAAAUGAGACAUUAUUUGAAAUAAAAUAUGUUCAAAAAAUAAGAAAUUUCAAAAAGAAUGUGUUAAAAUGUAUUGUAAGUUACUUCAUAAUUGUAAAACUGAUAUAAUAUAUUAUAGAGGGCAGUAUUUGACUACUUUUCCUGCUUUCAUGGAUGCUCAUUUAUAUUUUAAUCAUCACAGAAUAAAAUGCUAAAACAAAUAUGCAUACAUAAAAUUCUU
Messenger RNA from Anneissia japonica, 2061 nucleotides. Its product is annotated as lysozyme 1-like. The record is from RefSeq and is a predicted model, not a curated record. Lineage: Eukaryota; Metazoa; Echinodermata; Crinoidea; Comatulida; Comatulidae. Gene Ontology annotation, molecular function: lysozyme activity. The transcript has 3 exons. Bases 62 to 520 code for a protein of 152 amino acids.